Molecule: messenger RNA, 6428 nt
Organism: Microtus ochrogaster (prairie vole)
Lineage: Eukaryota; Metazoa; Chordata; Mammalia; Rodentia; Cricetidae
Gene: Ankrd44
Product: ankyrin repeat domain 44
Biological process (GO): protein localization to ciliary inversin compartment; protein localization to T-tubule; regulation of cardiac muscle contraction
Cellular component (GO): cilium; T-tubule
Molecular function (GO): protein binding
Source: RefSeq, a predicted model, not a curated record
GGGUUUGCCCAUCAGUCGCGCGCGCGUGGGUGAGAUCGCCGGGGAGGGUCGCCGCCGUCGUCAGCCCUCCCUACACCUCCCUACCCACCCCGGGGCUUCUGGCCGAGCAGGGUUGCAGGUGCGGGAGGGCGCCGGGGCCACGGGCUGCGAGGAGCGGCUGCGGGCGGCAGGAGGCAGCGUCGGCCCGGGCGGCGCGAGGGAGGCAGCGCGCGGUGAUGUCAGUGGCGGCCCAGCUGGCAGCGGCCGGCACUUCCUGUAUAAAGGCGGGCGGGCCGGGCUGCGACUCCCGCGAGCCGGGGUUGGGCUCUGGGCGGCUGGCGGCGGCGGCCGAGCAGCGGGAGGGCUGUCACCUCGGGGAGCCGGGCUCCCGGCGCGAUCCCAGGGCUGUCCCUUCCGUCGCCCCGGCUCCCGGCGGCGUGACAUCUGCGGAGCGAAGACCUGGAUGUGCGCGCGCGCGCGGGAGCGGAAGAAUGGCAGUGCUCAAACUCUGCGACCAGCCACCGCUGGUCCAGGCCAUCUUCAGUGGAGAUCCAGAAGAGAUUCGUAUGCUCAUCCACAAGACGGAAGAUGUGAACGCACUGGAUUCUGAGAAACGAACCCCGCUCCACGUGGCUGCCUUUCUGGGAGAUGCAGAGAUCAUUGAACUCCUGAUUUUGUCAGGAGCUCGCGUAAAUGCCAAGGACAACAUGUGGCUGACCCCUCUGCACCGAGCUGUCGCCUCCAGAAGUGAAGAGGCGGUGCAGGUAUUGAUCAAACAUUCGGCCGACGUCAACGCGAGGGACAAGAACUGGCAGACCCCCCUCCACGUGGCGGCAGCCAACAAGGCUGUCAAGUGUGCCGAGGUCAUCAUCCCACUGCUGAGCAGUGUUAAUGUCUCUGACCGAGGCGGGCGCACGGCCCUGCACCACGCAGCUCUGAACGGGCACAUGGAGAUGGUCAAUUUGCUCCUGGCCAAAGGGGCAAACAUCAAUGCAUUUGACAAGAAGGACCGGCGCGCUCUCCACUGGGCAGCGUACAUGGGUCACCUGGACGUCGUGGCGCUGCUGAUAAACCACGGAGCCGAAGUCACCUGCAAGGACAAGAAGGGCUACACCCCUCUGCACGCCGCUGCCUCGAAUGGGCAGAUCAACGUGGUUAAACACCUCCUGAACCUGGGGGUGGAGAUCGACGAAGUCAACGUCUAUGGAAACACAGCCCUGCACAUUGCCUGCUACAACGGCCAGGACGCCGUGGUUAACGAGCUCAUCGACUACGGUGCUAACGUGAACCAGCCCAACGACGGGGGCUUCACCCCUCUGCACUUCGCGGCCGCGUCCACUCACGGCGCUCUGUGCCUGGAGCUGUUGGUAAACAACGGGGCCGACGUGAACAUUCAGAGUAAGGACGGCAAAAGCCCCCUGCACAUGACGGCUGUCCAUGGAAGGUUCACACGGUCACAGACCCUCAUCCAGAAUGGAGGUGAAAUUGACUGCGUGGAUAAGGACGGCAACACCCCCCUCCACGUGGCUGCAAGAUACGGCCAUGAGCUUCUGAUUAACACCUUGAUAACAAGCGGAGCCGAUGCAACCAAGUGUGGAAUCCAUAGCAUGUUCCCCUUACACCUAGCCGCCCUAAAUGCUCACUCUGACUGCUGCAGGAAAUUAUUAUCAUCCGGACAAAAGUAUAGCAUAGUGUCCUUGAUUAGUAACGAGCACGUGCUGUCUGCAGGCUUUGAAAUAGACACCCCAGAUACGUUUGGAAGAACGUGCCUUCACGCCGCUGCCGCAGGAGGCAAUGUAGAAUGUAUAAAACUCUUGCAGAGCGGCGGAGCAGAUUUUCACAGAAGGGAUAAAUGUGGGAGGACCCCCCUGCACUACGCAGCCGCAAACUGCCACUUCCACUGUGUUAAAGCGUUAGUGACCACGGGAGCCAACGUUAACGAAGCAGAUGACUGGGGACGGACGGCUCUGCACUACGCCGCCGCGUCAGACAUGGAGAGAAAUAAGAUGAUGUUGGGGAACGCCCACGACAAUUCCGAAGAACUUGACAGAGCCCGGGAAGUGAAGGAGAAACACGCUGCACUCUGUCUAGAGUUUCUGCUUCAAAAUGAUGCAAACCCCUCCAUCCGGGACAAGGAAGGCUACAAUAGCAUCCACUAUGCCGCUGCCUAUGGCCACAGACGGUGCCUGGAACUGCUUUUGGAAAGAACCACCACUGGUUUGGAAGAAUCGGAUUGCGCGGCUCCCAAGAGUCCACUCCACUUAGCGGCCUACAAUGGGCACCACCAAGCCUUGGAGGUCCUUCUCCAGUCGCUAGUGGACCUGGACAUCAGGGACGAGAAAGGCCGGACGGCUUUGUACCUAGCUGCUUUCAAGGGCCACACGGAAUGCGUGGAAGCGCUCGUUAACCAGGGCGCGUCCAUCUUUGUGAAAGACAAUGUCGCCCAAAGAACUCCGCUUCACGCCUCAGUUGUUAAUGGGCACACGCUGUGCUUGAGACUACUGCUGGAAAUAGCAGACAACCCCGAAGCGGUUGAUGUGAGAGACGGCAAGGGACAAACGCCCCUGAUGCUCGCAGUAGCAUACGGACACAUCGAUGCUGUCUCCUUGCUGCUGGAGAAGGAAGCAAACGUCAACGCUGUGGAUAUAGUGGGGUGCACAGCUCUGCACAGAGGGAUUAUGACAGGACACGAGGAAUGUGUGCAAUUGCUGCUGGAACAGGAAGCCUGCGUCCUCUGCAGAGACGCCAGAGGCAGGACGCCCCUGCACUAUGCGGCCGCUCGGGGCCAUGCCACGUGGCUGAGUGAGCUGCUCCAGAUUGCCCUGUCGGAGGAGGACUGUUGCCUCAAAGACAACCAGGGCUACACGCCGCUGCACUGGGCUUGCUACAAUGGCAAUGAAAGCUGCAUAGAGGUACUUCUGGAGCAGAAAUGUUUCCGGAAAUUUGUUGGCAAUCCCUUCACUCCACUGCACUGUGCGAUAAUAAAUGGCCACGAGAACUGUGCGUCACUGCUGCUAAGGGCCAUCAAUUCCAACAUCGUCAGUUGCAGGGAUGACAAAGGCAGGACAACCCUCCACGCAGCAGCCUUUGGUGACCACGCAGAAUGCCUGCAGCUGCUCCUGAGACACGACGCUCAAGUGAACGCGGUCGAUCAUUCAGGGAAAACGGCAUUGAUGAUGGCUGCUGAGAACGGGCAGGCAGGCGCGGUGGAUAUUCUGGUGAACGGCGCCCAGGCUGACCUGAGUGGCAAGGACGAGGACUUGAAUACUCCCUUACACCUGGCGAUCAGCAAAGGCCAUGAAAGAUGCGCCUUGCUAAUACUUGACAAGAUACAAGACGAGAGCCUUAUCAACGCGAAAAACAGUGCCCUGCAGACACCCCUCCAUAUCGCUGCCCGCAAUGGCUUGACGGCAGUCGUGGAGGAGUUGCUGGCCAAAGGAGCCUGUGUGCUUGCGGUCGACGAAAACGCUUCUAGGUCCAACGGACCCCGCCCUUCACCUGGAACAGCCGCACAGAAAGAAGAAUGAGAUGUUGAGACUUACGCUCACAUCCUUACACACGCGCGUGUGAACGGAUGCGUGGACUUCGUCAGCCCCGCUGCCCAUGAGGACCAAAAUGCUUCCGCCUACAACGGGAGAGUUCGAACUUUAUUUUUUCUCUCUCUCUAAACGCAAGUGGGAACCGUAGUAACUUUUCUAUGGGGUUGAAAUGUAAUCAUUUUUUUUUUUUUUGCAUACCGGUCUUUCCUGUAUUUUAUAUUUCUAAUGACCUGGUUUUCUAGCUGAUGGUUUGACAUUUGUAACUGAUGCCCCGAUGAUGUGUUGUCCACGGGUUCGGGUUUUCGUUUUGUUCUCCAACCAGAGGAUAUGUCUGUAUACUUCAAUGUAAAUGUGUUUAUAUUUAUUUGAAAUGAAACAGAUGCUGAGAAAAUAGCCACUGUUUAGGCUCUCUCUCUCUGUCUCUGUCUCUCUCUGUCUCUGUCUCUCUCUCUUGUUGCUAUUUACCUUAUUUAGAAUAAUAAAAUAAGUGGGAAAAUACCCCUGCCUCUGGGCUAGCCGAUAGCUCUGGGGUUAAACCCAACAUUUCCCAUGACUACCUGCUGACCGUCAGGUUUGUUCCUUGCCUGGUCCCAUGCUGUUGUCAAUCAGAACCCUUCCACGAGAUGAAAACGGGUGUAGCUGAUCAUGCACGCGAAGGCAGCCCAAGGAAAGACCCAGACGCUGCAGAAACGACACCCAAAAUGUCUCAUGACUCUGAGACUUAGUGGGAAACAAGGCCAAGGGUGGGCACUGUGCCAAGAAAAGGAAUUAAAACCAAACACAGAGACGCAAAACCAGGCGCUGUGCUCUACUCUCUGGAGGUUCAGAAGAGACAUCCGCAGCGGUGGGCCACAGCGUGCCAGGGUUAGAGCAGGUUCUGUCUUCACCCUUGGAUUUUCUAUCUUACAGUGUUUUGCAGGGCUCGCUCACAUCUGGAUGUGACCCAGACAACAUACGCUAUUGUUCCCACCAAGCUGGGGGCCUUUACCCUCACUCUUUUCAAUAUCCUGGAUUUAAUUAAAACUCACGUUGGAUCUUCACAAAUGAGAACUUGUUCGGAAGUUUUAUAAAACUGAUAUUGAUUUCAGCAGGCAAAUCUUGCACCAGCAACAUCUUUUUUUUUUUUUUUUAACCUUCUCGGGGUGAAGGUGUGAUGAACCCCUCCAUCUGUUCUUUUGGUUUGGAGCAGGUGUGUUUUUAACACGUAGACAGACUGCUAAUGAGCAGCAAGGACCUCACCGUUAGGGAACCCCCGCAGAUUAAGGGAGCGCUCCUGCUGAAGAGGCAUGAUGGGCCGUGCUGUCUUCUUCCAGAAGGGAGUGGAAGUUUUGCCGGGCUGGCAUUUAAAGCAGGAAAUGAAAUGCCAGCCUUGGUAGUUGACGCCGCAGCAGAGAGAAAGGGGGUUGCUUCAGCAAAGCAAUGUCCCAGCAGGAACCACCGUGGCCAUGGAGCCCUGCUGGCCUUCCCUGCCUCUUUCUGAUGGAGGAAAGACAAGGAGCCCAAUGAAAUCAAGCUUACAAAGAGAGCCAUUCUUCUGAGUUGUCUGCCUGUCUGUCUGUCUGUGUCUGUCUGUCUUUCUCGCCUUCUCUGGCUCUGUCCCUCCUCCCCGCCCAUCAAGACCAAAAGUUUUGUUUUUGUUCUUUUUUUUUUUUUUAAAGAAAUAACUUUUUAAAAACCUAUAACUUCUCUGGAUUUCAGUUGUCCCGUGCAUGUUUGCGACAUCACUUUCUGGGGAUGGGGGGAGUGUUUUUAGUAGUGUCUGAGUCGCUCGGUGCUUUCUCCUAAACGCAUGGUUUUUAGAUUGUAUGUUCGCCACCCGCCACAAGGACCAUGUCUGAUUGCACUUACCUGUCCGCUGGUGUCUGCCUAUCUCUGGUAAAUUCAUGGCUAUCUCCAAAUCGCCUAAAAGUCCUGGUAAAUCGUAACUCAGGGGAUUUCUGUUCAUCACUACUAAAAGGGCACCACAGUAUGUUUUGGUACAUUGGGCAGUGGACGGCCGCUUGGCUUAUAGCCCCGUUGCAUUAGAACGAGGACACCGAAGGAUUCAUUGCACACUAGUCACACCCACGCUAGUGAGCAGCUGGGCUUGUGCAACCAUUGCACUGUUGAGGAACUCGUCCCUUUGUGGUCUUGUGUCACGAUGUCAGAGUGCCUUUUCUAUUUGUAUAUCCUGGAACUGUUCCGUGAGACGCUUUGUGUCUUUUCACCCGAAUGCUACUGGAGCAAUAUGACCCUAGGGAGUUUUUUUUCUUUUUUCUUUUCUUUCAAUGUCUCCUUUUCCUGUUUCUCCCCUUCUCUGCUUUGAAACGAAGAUGCUGAAGUUUUCUAUAGGAGUUACGUUUGACUCUGUCGUGCUGAGAUGCUUUCUCCGCACAGGGCUGUCAACCAUAGGUCAGUAUUAUAGAGGAACAGCGUUCUAAGAUAGUGACAAUCUGAGCGUGCACGUAGAAUGUGAUCCCGUGUGUUUCCUACGCAGUGAUCUGAAGAGCCGAUGCAAGCAUCUUCUGUGUAGUAGGUUUGUCUGCAGACGACGCUGUAGCAUGUGCAAUAUAUCCUUGCCAACAUGUUGUGCCGGUGUUACAUAUUGUAUAACACGUUUGUAACAGCAUAAACUAGGGUGUGAUGAUUUCAGUGGGAUUUUUGUCUGUACUUUUUUAAAAAUGUAAAUUGGACUUGAAUGACUCUGGUCAAUGUCAUGGUUGUAAAAAUGAGGAAAACGGCUUUCGGUUCAGUGAAGGACUUUGAACCAGUCUGCAUCUCCCCAAGCACAGUUUAAAACUUGGCAACUACUGAGUGCUCUCACAAUGGAAUGAAGUACUUAGCUGUAAUAUACUGUGGACCUGCAUUCAGAUCGUUAUUUUUGCAAAUAAAAACGGUACAAAUAUUGUUGCAACUUGUGCUCUCUUCCAU